GAAUUACCCCAAUUGGUAGAGCAGAGUCCGUGGCUGCAUAUAUAUACACACCCCUGGUCGUCUGGUUUUUCCGCGUGGUUUCGACUUCGAGAGUUGAAGGAGUUCAGAGCUUGGAGAGGGAGAAGAAGCAGGGACCAAAGAGUUGCCGAAGAAGGCGAACAGGGUCGAGAAGAGAAAGAGAGAGAGAGAGAGAGAAGAUGAAGAAGGCGCAGUUGGCGUUACCAGCGGGGUUCAGGUUCCACCCCACGGACGACGAGCUGGUGACCGAUUACUUGAUUCGCAAGUGCGCUUCGCAACCCAUUUCUGCCUCCAUCAUUGCCGAGAUCGAUCUCUACAAGUUCGACCCUUGGGACCUUCCUGAAAUGGCUCUGUACGGCGAAAAAGAAUGGUACUUCUUUUCUCCCAGGGACCGCAAGUACCCCAACGGCUCACGGCCGAACCGGGCAGCCGGAACCGGGUAUUGGAAGGCGACGGGAGCCGACAAGCCGAUCGGCCGCCCGAAGACGCUUGGCAUAAAAAAGGCGCUUGUGUUUUACGCCGGGAAAGCUCCGAGAGGAGUGAAGACCAAUUGGAUCAUGCACGAGUACCGCCUCGCCAACGUCGAUCGAUCCGCUGGCAAGAAGAAGAACUCAAGGCUUGAUGACUGGGUUCUUUGCCGGAUAUACAACAAGAAGGGCACCGUAGAGAAGCAUUUCCCCUCCGCGCUCAACAAAACGGCAGAGUCCCCCGAAAUGGACACCAAGCCAGAGAUCGUCAUGCCGGCGGCGCUGAACCCAUACACACCUCCACAAAUGACUGUAGAUCACAUGUACAUGGACUCGUCGGAGUCGAUGCCGAGGCUGCACACGGAUUCUAGCUGCUGCUCGGAGCACGUGGUGUCCCCGAACUUGUCAUCGUGCGAGAAGGAAGUGCAGAGCGAGGCGAAGUGGGAGGAUUGGGAGAACAAUCUCGACUUCAUGGAUGACUUCUUGGACGAUCCGUUCCCGCAAGGACAGCUCCAGUCGGAUCAGUUCUCGACUCUUCAGGACAUGUCCGCCUACUUGCAGAAACCAUUUUGAACAAGUCCGUUCAGUAACGCAGAAGUAGAAUUUGCUUUUAUAGGAGCCUGAAGCAUUCCAUUCGCGUUGGUACGCAUUGACAAGAUGGACUGAUUGCUCAUGUGGGGCUAUAGACUAGAGUUAGUCCUAGGAUUUUUGCUUGUUGCCAGAGAGAAGCAAAGCGUUGUGCAUCCACUAGCACGGUGAAAACAAUUUGACCAGCUCUAAAUUGGCCAGGUGACGACGCGGCAGAAGUGCCGCAAUCUCGAUAGGCCUGUAUAGUUAGUGUUUAGCAUCAUGUUACCUCCUGUCGUCUCCUGUUAAUACCUGAUGAAAGUCUGUAGGGAACUUGUUUGCUGUAAGAUUAUAGCAACAUUGUUUCAAUAUUUCAUACAACAAAUAUUAUUUUAAUUUUCAUUGUUGAUGAUUAAAUGAAGUUGAAGAAGGGAUGGUUCUAUGGUCUAUCAAAAGACAGAUCUUCGGUUGUAAAA
Messenger RNA from Eucalyptus grandis, 1528 nucleotides. Its product is annotated as NAC domain-containing protein 2. The record is from RefSeq and is a predicted model, not a curated record. Gene Ontology annotation, molecular function: DNA binding. Bases 198 to 1058 code for a protein of 286 amino acids. The transcript has 3 exons. Lineage: Eukaryota; Viridiplantae; Streptophyta; Magnoliopsida; Myrtales; Myrtaceae. Gene Ontology annotation, biological process: regulation of DNA-templated transcription.